Rhodamnia argentea is the source of this 988-nucleotide messenger RNA. Its product is annotated as EPIDERMAL PATTERNING FACTOR-like protein 5. Gene Ontology annotation, biological process: guard cell differentiation; stomatal complex development. Bases 475 to 861 code for a protein of 128 amino acids. The record is from RefSeq and is a predicted model, not a curated record. The transcript has 3 exons. NCBI's taxonomy places the organism in Eukaryota, Viridiplantae, Streptophyta, Magnoliopsida, Myrtales, Myrtaceae.
CUGUCGCGUGUUUUCUCGGAAGGGAAGGGAUGUUGGGUAGGAAGAUAAGAUCAUUUGCCCGGUAGGAAAAUCGCAGGUGUUAUAUACACUCUUUUGGUUAGUUUCCUGUCAUUUCUGCGUUGAUCUGCAAACCCGGAAGGCAGAGAGGAUCCCCACAUCUCAGAUUGACAAGAUAAAAAGGCAGAAUCACUUGUGCAAGAAGCAAUCUCCCUCUCUCUCCAGCGAAUACAGAAGAGAGAGAGAGAGAGAGAGAGAGAGAAGUCAAGGCUCUGGUUGGGAUACUGCUGCACUGUAUGUCCUUCUUCGCCAUAGCCAUCCAUUCACUUUAAAAAGCGCCAUCAUUGCAUGGCCUCUCUGUCCCUGACCCAAUUCAUCUCUCUCUGUCACGCUUUGUUCUUGAAGAGUCCUCCCCAUUCGGCCUCCUCGUAGUCGUCAUCAUUUGAGAAAUUUGAGGGGGGAGGUGGGGUGAACAGAAUGAUGAGGCCAAUAAUGAUGAUUCGGUACUGUUUGCUCGUGGCCGCUCUGCAGAUGGCGGGUAUGGCGUCCAUGACAGGCAUGCCCUUCUCGUCAGUCGUCGCUGCUCACAAGCAAGAGGCAAGGCCGCAUCUUUCGCGGGCCACGUUGAACAUCAAGCAGGGAGCUAGCGUGGAGAAGAAGGUGGGAGAGAUCGGGGACGAGAGGUGCACGGGGAUGAGCAGGCUCGGGUCGAGGCCGCCCAACUGCCAGCGCAAGUGCAGAGGUUGCGAGCCGUGCGAGCCCAUCCAGAUCCCGGCGACCACCGACCGACCGAGCGUCCAGUACACCAACUACGAGCCCGAGGGUUGGAAGUGCAAGUGCGGCUCUUCCUUCUUCGACCCAUGAAUGCUCUCUCGCUCUCUAUACUUCCGCCUGCGUCGCUAGCGUCCGCGUCAAACCCUCCCAAGUCUCCGGCAGUUCACAACACGGCCCUUCCAGUUCCAAGAGGACUUUUGUUUGGAAUGAAGAAGAA